AUGUCUGCUAAGGUCCCAUCCAACGCUACGUUCAAGAACAAGGAGAAGCCCCAAGAAGUCCGCAAGGCCAACAUCAUUGCUGCGCGUUCUGUGGCCGAUGCCAUCCGUACUUCACUGGGCCCUAAGGGCAUGGACAAAAUGAUCAAGACCUCUCGUGGAGAGAUCAUUAUCUCCAAUGACGGUCACACAAUUUUGAAGCAGAUGGCUAUAUUGCAUCCGGUGGCCAGGAUGCUGGUGGAAGUGUCUGCCGCGCAGGACUCUGAGGCCGGCGAUGGUACUACAUCCGUGGUGAUCUUGACCGGUGCUCUCUUGGGUGCUGCAGAGAGACUGCUGAACAAGGGUAUCCAUCCAACCAUCAUUGCGGAGUCCUUCCAGAGGGCUGCGAAGAGGUCUGUGGAUAUUCUUUUGGAAAUGUGCCAUAGAAUCUCGUUGGGCGAUAGAGAGCAGUUGGUUCGUGCCGCAUCCACAUCUUUGAGUUCCAAGAUCGUGUCACAAUACUCCUCGUUUUUGGCGCCGCUGGCAGUGGACUCUGUUUUAAAUAUUUGCGAUGAAGACUCCAAGAACGUGGACCUGAAUGAUAUUAGACUGGUCAAGAAGGUCGGUGGUACCAUCGAUGAUACAGAAAUGAUAGACGGUGUGGUCUUGACGCAAACAGCAAUCAAAUCUGCUGGCGGUCCGACAAGAAAGGAAAAGGCGAAGAUCGGGUUGAUUCAGUUUCAAAUAUCUCCACCAAAGCCAGACACGGAAAACAACAUCAUUGUUAAUGACUACAGACAAAUGGAUAAGAUUCUCAAGGAGGAAAGAGCGUAUCUGCUAAACAUCUGUAAAAAAAUCAAAAAGGCCAAGUGUAACGUAUUGUUGAUUCAGAAGUCCAUCUUGAGAGAUGCCGUGAACGAUUUGGCUCUUCAUUUCCUGUCGAAGUUGAAUAUAAUGGUGGUGAAGGACAUCGAAAGGGAGGAAAUCGAAUUUUUGUCCAAGGGUCUGGGCUGUAAACCAAUUGCCGAUUUAGAGUUGUUCACAGAGGAUAGAUUGGGUUCCGCUGAUUUAGUUGAAGAGAUUGACAGCGAUGGUUCCAAGAUUGUUAAAGUAAUCGGUAUAAGAAACAACAACGCAAGACCAACCGUUUCUGUUGUCAUCCGUGGUGCCAAUAACAUGAUCAUUGAUGAAACCGAACGUUCUCUGCACGAUGCAUUAUGUGUUAUCCGUUGUUUAGUCAAGGAAAGAGGUUUAAUCGCCGGUGGUGGCGCCCCUGAAAUUGAAAUUUCCCGUAGGUUAAGUAAAGAGGCAAGAGCUAUGGAAGGUGUACAGGCUUUUAUCUGGCAAGAAUUUGCCUCUGCCUUGGAGGUCAUUCCAACGACCUUGGCUGAAAAUGCUGGUUUGAACAGUAUCAAGGUUGUUACGGAACUGCGUUCCAAACACGAAAAUGGUGAAUUGAACGACGGUAUCUCUGUUAGACGAUCAGGCACCACGAACACUUAUGAGGAACACAUUUUACAACCUGUGCUUGUCAGUACUAGCGCGAUCACUUUGGCCUCCGAAUGCGUCAAAUCAAUCCUGCGUAUUGAUGAUAUUGCAUUCAGCCGUUAA
Messenger RNA from Saccharomyces kudriavzevii IFO 1802, 1587 nucleotides. RefSeq names its product chaperonin-containing T-complex subunit CCT4 (gene CCT4). Gene Ontology annotation, cellular component: chaperonin-containing T-complex. Gene Ontology annotation, biological process: protein folding. Gene Ontology annotation, molecular function: ATP-dependent protein folding chaperone; ATP hydrolysis activity; ATP binding. The record is from RefSeq and is a predicted model, not a curated record. Lineage: Eukaryota; Fungi; Ascomycota; Saccharomycetes; Saccharomycetales; Saccharomycetaceae. The coding region runs from base 1 to 1587 and encodes 528 amino acids. The transcript has a single exon.